AUCCUUGUCUUUGAGGUUAUCAAUAUCAAAAUUGUAAAACAUCGAACUUUAAAAAUAAUUAUUUAAUUUUCACACAAAACUGCAAAAAUAACAUUCGAAUAUGACAGAAUAUAAAAAGCCACCCCUCGACCCUGAUUUAGGAAAGUUUAUGGAGAAGAGUGACUAUGAUUCCCUGGCCAAAUAUCUUGUUGGAAACAACAGUAGGUUUCGCGAAAACAUUAUAAUUCCAAGAGUUCUGGGCCCUGUUAUUAUCAAGACUAAUGAAGAGAAGAUGAUUGAGGCUGCAGUCGAAAGCUGUCCGUUCAAAUCUUUCACGAGCUGUGUUAUUGGGUAUGGUCUCGGAGCAGCUGUCGGUUUGUUCACAUCGUCCCUAAUGCCAAACGUAACAGAUACCACAGCGCAACAAACUCAGACAGCGCGAGAAAUAUUGAGAGAAAUGAAAACCUCCAUGCUUAGUUAUGCAAAAAACUUCGCGAUGCUCGGCGCAGUAUUCUCUGGUAUUGAGUGCUGCAUAGAAACCGCUAGAGGCAAGUCGGAUUGGAAGAAUGGGACUUACGCAGGAGGAGUGACAGGCGGAUUGAUAGGAUUAAGGGGUGGUCUGAGGGCUGGUGUAUUCGGCGCAGCUGGGUUUGCAGCAUUCUCCACAGCCAUCGACUACUACAUGCAUCAAAGGGGUUAAUAAAUAAUAUUGUAGUGUUAAUAAAAUAAAUAAUUUAGUUCAAUCGUUUAUCUUAAA
This is a messenger RNA of Ostrinia nubilalis (European corn borer), 736 nucleotides long. Its product is annotated as mitochondrial import inner membrane translocase subunit Tim22. The coding region runs from base 101 to 679 and encodes 192 amino acids. The record is from RefSeq and is a predicted model, not a curated record. NCBI's taxonomy places the organism in Eukaryota, Metazoa, Arthropoda, Insecta, Lepidoptera, Crambidae. Gene Ontology annotation, cellular component: TIM22 mitochondrial import inner membrane insertion complex. The transcript has 3 exons. Gene Ontology annotation, molecular function: transmembrane protein transporter activity. Gene Ontology annotation, biological process: protein insertion into mitochondrial inner membrane.